AUGGCGUCUGUGGCUCACUCAAGAGAAGUAACUGUAUUCGACCCAACACCCCUUUUAUCAACCCGCGUGCAGCGAUAUGCACCAGGGGCCAUCAGAAGACUCCUCCCUCUCGAAAACCUCCCGGGGAUGAUCUCGCUCGUUGCUGGGAAACCAAAUCCAGAGGUAUUCCCUUUUGAAAAGAUUACCCUGUCUCUUAAAGGGUCAAAUAAAGAGAUCGUCUUGACACGAGAAAAUGGUCUUACAGAUGGCCUACAAUAUGGUUUGCCAGGGGGUAAUCCAGACUUAGUCAAGUGGUUUGAAGAAUUUCAAUGUGAAUUACAUGGCAUAGAUAGAAGCCAGGGGUGGACUUGUUGUAUCGGAAACGGCAGCCAGGAACUCCUACAUAGGACAUUUCAAGUUCUGACGGAUCCAGGCGACUCAGUCCUCAUUGAGACGCCAGCAUAUCCGGGCGUUGUAGGUUUUCUCCAAGCAGAAGAUUACGGGCUGAUCCAAGCCAAAACAGACAGACACGGCUUAGAUCCCUUUGAAUUAGAGAGAUCACUAUCCCAGUGGCCUGAAAAUCGGCCCCGCCCUAAAGUAUUAUAUACUAUUCCCACUGGAUCUAAUCCAACUGGCCGAUCGUGUCCAGAGUGGCGCAAAAUUGAAAUCUUACGUCUAGCUAAGAAAUUCAACUUCAUGAUUCUAGAGGAUGACGCAUAUUACUUUCUUAACUUUGAGGACUGUUCAAACGGAAAAUCACGUAGCUACCUUGCCCUCGAGCGGGAGGUCAAUGGAGAAACCGGCCGGGUAAUACGAUUUGAUUCAAUGAGUAAAAUCGUGAGCGCCGGUAUGCGGCUCGGUGUCCUCACCGGGCCUCUACCCAUCGUCAAAAAUGUCAUCAAGCUCACCGAAAAUAUAAACCUUCAACCCUCAUCUACCACUCAGAUGCUAGCUCUAUCCCUCUUUCGACACUGGGGUCACACAGGUUUCCUAGAGCACUGUGCUAAAGCUAGCGGUUUCUAUCGGCGGAAGCGAGAUGUGUUCUCAGCCGCCGCGGAGAUGCAUCUUGAACAUCGCGCAACAUGGGAUGUGCCAACUGCGGGAUUAUUCUUCUGGCUAACGCUACGACUCCCGCCUGGGGAAGACACAUUCGAGUUACUGAGUAAGAAGGGAAUGGAAUAUGGUUUGCUUGCGAUCCCAGGCGUUGCCUUCAUGCCCGAUAAUCGCAAGACUUAUCAACUAAGGGCCAGUUUUAGUCUUAUUACAGAGGAACAGGCCUACGAAGCUUGUCGGCGGAUGGCUCAACUAGUAGACGACGCUUGGGGGGACUGGGUGCGGAAAUUCGUACCGGGGCGUAUAGACAAGAAUGGAUUGUCUAGCCCAACUGCGAAAGUGUUCUCCUAG
Messenger RNA from Daldinia vernicosa, 1383 nucleotides. RefSeq names its product PLP-dependent transferase. The coding region runs from base 1 to 1383 and encodes 460 amino acids. Gene Ontology annotation, molecular function: transaminase activity; pyridoxal phosphate binding. Gene Ontology annotation, biological process: biosynthetic process. Lineage: Eukaryota; Fungi; Ascomycota; Sordariomycetes; Xylariales; Hypoxylaceae. The record is from RefSeq and is a predicted model, not a curated record. The transcript has 8 exons.